AUGGGUGGCGCUGUUUCUCAUAUUAUUCCCCCUGACGUCUUCAGGCCUGGAAAUCCAGAAAGGCGAGCACGACUCCAAGAUUUGAUCCAACAGAUUCAGACAAGGUCUGCAGAACGAGAUGCACUUUACAAUCAAGUCUACCUUGUAAUGGAAAAUCAUGAAAAAGAAAUCCUGGACGCAUAUAACGACAUUCUCAAUGCACUUCAGAAGCCCGAAGGCCAUCUCGUUUUGCGUGUUAUUGCGAUUAUGAGUUCUAUUCGCAAGCUAGAACCACAAAGCAACUUGGGAAUCCAAAUUACUGCAGAAGUAUUACAAGGUUUACAAGCCGUGCUAGCCAUUGCCGUGUUGGCCGGAGUAACUAAUCCAUAUCUUGCUCCGGCGUUUGUUGCAUUAGCUGCAGCCACGGUAGUAGUAGAUGUAGUUGGUAGUAUUUUGGACGCAGAAGCCGAAUACCAUGCCCUUAUGGAGCGUAUCGAUCAGGCAAACAAUACCUUGGCUGCCCUAAAUAAAAAUUAUGACGAAAUUAAUACUGGAGUCGAUAAGUUGGUAGCUUUUGUAAACGAUAUCGUUCAAAAACUAGUUUACGUCUCUUAUUUCGAAACCGGUGUAAACUUGCGUGACGCUAAAUACACCCGAGAAAAUUUUAAACAAGACUUUGAAAAGAUCCAGCCUCAAUUGAUAAUCUUGCGUAACGAAUUCGUUACUCUGAAAGAGAAAAUCGAUAGCAUUGUGACAAUGUUUAAUGACAGGGUACCAUAUCCUACAAUCGCAAAGUAUGCAAACCAUAGCGAAGGUUUUGUAAUUACCGCUCAUAUUUAUUAUUUGUUCAGUGAGCAAAAAAAGACUGUAAAGGAAGUCAUGGAAAUUACUGGUCGAAGCAAAACCGAAGUUGAAGCUGCACAAAUUGCAAGUGUUCUUUUGGAUCAUCCGGAUUGGUCAAUUGAUCGCGUAAAGGAAAGUAUUGCUGGAAAACCGACCACCGUACAAGCCUCUCACAUGGUAGCUACCAGUAAUUUAUCGAAUUUAUCCGCAGCGCCAGAAGACGACGUUAAUAAGGAGAGACUUGGUAUGAUGGUGGAUGUGACCAAAACACAUUUAAACGAUCUAUUUUUCUCUAUUUUGCAAAUUUGA
Paraglomus occultum is the source of this 1131-nucleotide messenger RNA. The record is from the annotation of a GenBank genome assembly. Lineage: Eukaryota; Fungi; Glomeromycota; Glomeromycetes; Paraglomerales; Paraglomeraceae.